UGCGAUCUCAAUUCUUACUACCUGCGAAUAAACUAAACACUAUCACACAACAAUGUCUCUGCUACCGUUCUUGAUGGGUUACGAAUACCCUCAUCACCAUCAUCAUCGCCAUCGCCUGCUGGACCAGGACUUCGGCUUAGCGUUGACUCCUGAUGAUCUGCUCACCGCGGCUGUUGCACCGAUGAUGUCUCGAGACUACUAUCGACCGUGGCGUCAGUUGGCAAAUGUUGCUCGAGACGUCGGUUCCACCAUCAAGUCGGACAAGGACAAAUUCCAGGUCAAUUUGGACGUUCAACACUUUGCCCCUGAAGAGAUCUCUGUGAAAACCGCCGAUGGCUUUGUAAUCGUUGAGGGCAAACAUGAAGAGAAACAAGAUGAACACGGUUACAUCUCGCGUCAAUUCACGCGAAAGUACGCGCUACCAGAGGGUUGCAAACCUGAAACGGUGGAGUCCCGAUUGUCAUCUGACGGCGUACUUUCCAUCAUUGCGCCAAAGGUUGCUCCACAACUGAAGAACAGCGAGCGGCCAGUACCGAUCUCCCAGACCGGACCUGUUAGGAAGGAGAUCAAAGACCAGACUCCCCAGGCGGCUGAAAAUGGUUCGAAGUAAACCCACUCGAUAUGGAAAGUGCUUUAGUCUGAUAUGUGCCGUGAAUUUCUUAUUUUGUUCCCGUCGGUUUAUGUUUCUGUAUGUGUUAAUAAAGACUGAUAAUUCUAAAAAGUGAAUUAGUUUUUAAGU
Hyposmocoma kahamanoa is the source of this 739-nucleotide messenger RNA. RefSeq names its product protein lethal(2)essential for life-like. Gene Ontology annotation, molecular function: protein folding chaperone. NCBI's taxonomy places the organism in Eukaryota, Metazoa, Arthropoda, Insecta, Lepidoptera, Cosmopterigidae. The record is from RefSeq and is a predicted model, not a curated record. Gene Ontology annotation, biological process: response to heat; protein refolding. Bases 53 to 610 code for a protein of 185 amino acids. The transcript has a single exon.